Molecule: messenger RNA, 2580 nt
Organism: Brugia malayi
Lineage: Eukaryota; Metazoa; Nematoda; Chromadorea; Rhabditida; Onchocercidae
Product: Periodic tryptophan protein 2 homolog, putative
Exons: 18
Coding region: 1-2580 (859 amino acids)
Biological process (GO): ribosomal small subunit assembly; maturation of SSU-rRNA from tricistronic rRNA transcript (SSU-rRNA, 5.8S rRNA, LSU-rRNA)
Cellular component (GO): small-subunit processome; Pwp2p-containing subcomplex of 90S preribosome
Molecular function (GO): protein binding
Source: RefSeq, a predicted model, not a curated record
AUGAACAUCAAUUUCAAAUUUUCAAGCCUUAUCGGUACUGUUUACCGUGAUGGCAACGUUACAUUCUCAACUGAUGGUAAUUCAAUUAUCAGUCCAGUUGGUAAUAAAGUCACAGUAUUUGAUCUGAAAAACAACCAUGCAAAUACUAUUGCCACCGAAUCAAAUUUCAAUAUUAAGUUGGUAACUGUUCAUCCAUCCGGAAUGCACGCUUUUCUAGUAAAUGAAGCUGGACAUGCUCAGUAUAUUAAUUUAAUUACACAUACGGUUCUGUAUCGACAUAAUUUUCGAGCUUGUGUUAGUGAUGCCAAGUUUUCGAUGGAUGGAAGGCGAUUAGCUGCUUGUCGAGGUGGUGAUGUACAAGUAUUUCUGGUUGCAGGGAUUGAGAAUUUUCAGCUGAACCCAUUUAUGUUGUUGCAUACUCAUAAAAUCACUGCUGAAAAAGCGAAAAACGUUGAAUGGAGCUAUGAUGACAGAUUGCUGGUAGUGGGUUCUGAAGACAAGCAAGUGCGUGUGGUUUCACCCGUAGAUGCUCUGAAAAAUUUGUUUUUGCAUGCUUUGGCUGCACAUAAAGCAGAAGUAGUGGGCAGUCAUUUUUGCCACAACUCAUACGAUUUAAUAUCAGUUGAUAAGCGUGGGCUAGCUAAUCACUGGGCUUGUGCUCUGAAACAAGAAGAUUUUGUUGAAAGGUUGCAUUCAAAAAAUACUUCUAAAGAUGUAAAGAAAAUGUGGUACGAUAAAACAAAGAGACAUUUCAUGAUGGAGCAUUUGGAUAAUGCACACGGCGUUAAUCUCACAGCAAGUAGCUUCCAUCCACCAACAUCAAUGUUGAUCACCGCAUUUUCAAAUGGAGCAUUUCUUUUGCAUGAAACACCAAAUUUUAAUCUUAUCUACAGUUUACGGGUGUCGGAAACAAAGGUGUCAUCUCUAGCUGUUAACAAAUCUGGUGACUGGAUAGCAAUAGCGUGUGGAAAAGGAACAGAAGGUCAGUUAGUAGUUUGGGAGUGGCAAAGUGAAACUUACGUUAUGAAACAGCAGUCACAUAGUCAGUCCAUUACAACAGUUGCUUAUUCACCUGAUGGGUCUCAAAUUGCUACCGGUGCUGAAGAUGGAAAGGUGAAAGUUUGGUCUUGCCGGUCUUCGUUUUGUGUUGUAACAUUCACCGAGCAUAGCAGUGGAGUAAGCGCGGUUUGUUGGACUUCUGAUGGUAAAGCUUUAUUGUCAGCAUCACUAGAUGGAACUGUACGAGCACAUGAUCUAAUUAGAUAUCGCAAUUUCCGUACAAUGGUUUGUCCUGAUAAGACUCAGCUUGGCUCUCUAGCAGUUGAUUCGGCUGCCGAACUUGUAAUGGCAAGUUCCAAAGAAAUGUUCACCAUUUAUGUGUGGAGUCUCGAGAAUGGAAAAUUGCUGGAUGUGUUGUCUGGACAUUCAGCUCCAGUUGCUUCUAUUUCUGUUCAUGGUACACAUUUGGCUUCAGUAUCUUGGGAUAAAACUCUUCGUAUAUGGAAUGUUGUUCAAUCAUCUAUAGCAGAAACUAUAGAUUUGCUCUACGAAGGUCUUGAUGUUGCUUAUUCGCCUGGCGGUGAGAUACUUGCUGUAUUAUGCCUUGAUUCGUCAGUGAGUCUUUUCGAGACUCAGACAUCUACGGAGCUUGGUACAAUAGAUACAGCUCUUGAUGUUGAUGCUGCACGCAAAGCCACUGAUCUUAUUAAAAAGAAAACAGGUGAAAAGAGCAGGACAUUUACAUGCAUAUGCUUUUCCGCUGAUGGUACAUUACUUCUUGCUGCUGGCCAAUCGAAUUACAUAUGUUUAUAUAGCGUUGCGGAACGUUUUAUAUUAAAGAAAUUGAAAUUAACAACGAAUCGUAGUUUGGAUGGAGUUAAGAUGGAUAUAAAUCGGCGUAAUUUCUCGGAGUUUGGUAAUAUGAUGUUAAUUGACGCUAGCGAUAGCGAAGAAGAAGCGGAUGGUAAGAAACGUAUAAAACUCCCAGGUACUCGACAUUCAGAUCUUUCUGAGCGAUCCUCUCGACCAGAAAUGCGCGUUGAAGAUAUAAAUUUCUCACCUGCAGGUCGUAGUUUUGCAGUUUGUUCAACAGAAGGUGUUGCUAUAUUCUCCCUCGAUCAUCGUAAUCUUUUCAAUCCUUUUGAACUUGGGAUACAAGUAACUCCAGUUAGUGUUGAAAACGCAUUAAAAGAAGGAGAAUAUUCGGCAGCACUGAAAAUGGCAUUGCAGUUGAAUCAAUUGGAAAUAAUCGAAAACGUAUUAUUGUGUACACCCGUAGCACAAAUCGAUAUAGCUACGCGUUCUUUGUCUAUUGCUUAUGCGGAGAAAUUACUGAAAUGGCUGGCUGAAAAUAUUAAUGGUUCUAUUGAGAAACAUAUUCAUUUCUGGCAGCUUUGGCUGAAAAGUUUGCUAAUGGAAUAUGGAUAUCAAAUAAAACUUAAUCGAGCUGCUAACUUAACUUCCCUAACCGCCUUACAACAACGUUUAUCCGAUUAUGCAAAUCAAAUAACAAAACUAGUUGAUCAAAAUAAAUAUACAUUGGAUUAUCUACUUAUAGCAAGGCAGAUAAAACGAGAUUAG